UGCUUUUUCUAUUCGUUUUAUGUUUUUUACAUUUUGAGUAACAAAAGAAAAAUCUCUUAAAGAGAACGAAACUUCACAAUGGAGAUAAAUUAUGACACAAAAGAAACUGAAAUGUGUUGAUUGGUGAUGAUAAUGACAUUAUGAGUAAACUGAUUAUAAGCCAUUCAUUAGAUACGUUCUUUUGUGGUGUUCAGUUUGCUGUUAUCUUUUAGCUGGCUCUCCUGUUUUCGUAGGAUCAGAAAGAAAAAGAAGAAGAUAAGAAAGAUAAUUUCUAUAAAGUUAGAAUACGUAAAAACAGAGAGAGAAAAAGAUCGCGCUUCCUACAGAUACGAAAUUUUUAUAUGACAAAAAAUCAUGCAGGAUACUAAAAGUACCAUUAUCAAACCGAAAGAUCCAAUAAAACGAUUUGAACAUCUAAGGAAUGCUAAGCCAUCAUCAGUCAUGAUUCGAGCAACACCUAACUCUGUUCGAUGGGAUGAAAUCAAUCGUGUGCAAUACAGAUUCCAAGCACUAAAUUUUCAUAGUGAUGUUUUGGAAGCAUUAAUACACAACUCACCACCUCUUUCCAGAAGGGAGCGAGCAUUGACAUCCCCUUCCAAGAAAGUGAACCAAAGUAGCAGCUGCAGCAAUGAAGCAGAUGCCGAAUCUGAUAAAAAGGACCUUGCAAUGCAUGCCCGUGUAAGAUGCAUUCGACGAAGUGCAUCUUUCGAUGCCUCUAACACAUUAAAAAACGAUUAUUUAAGUAAACGAAAAGGUUCUGUAGUACAGAUAUUAAAAGACGAUACAAGUGAUUAUAACAGCGAUGAGGACGUAUUUCCAAAAUCCGAAAGUGGCUCCUUGGAAAAAAUAAACUAUAAUGCAACACUUUGUCAUGUUGAGAAUAGACAUAUAACAGAGACAACCCAGAUACAAGUGACACAUGUUAUACCUGAAGAAAGAAGCAAUACAAAUGCAAGUUUCACUUCUUCACCUGAUACAGUGGAUGUACAUCAACCUGUGUUUAUUCCAACUGUAACUCAUGUAACAGCGUGCUGUCAUUCUAAUGUGGAGCAAACAAAUGUGGAGAAUGAAGACUUAGCUGAAAAAUCAAAGGAGGAGUUGAUUAUGAUGGUAAAAAAGUUGCAGGGGCAGCUUAGUCAUACAGAAAAUGAAACUACAUCAAACACUUUCUUGCCAACUGUGCAAUUACAAACACCUUGUUCACCUGAAUCAACUGAAAAACAAGAAAAUGAUGUUGACGAAAGCCCUAAAUUUUCAGUCUCUGUGCUGAUUAAUAAUUUUGAAAAGCCCAAGAAUGUAAAUACAAAAUCAAAUGUAACUCAACUUCAGAUUUCACCUAUGUCACCAAGUGGUCGUGUUAGAACUUUAUCUGCUAAUUUUGAAGAAGAAUUUAAAAAAACUUCUAGUGUACCAACCUCACCAGUAGUUGGUAAGCGACUACAAAAUAGACCUUUUCACAAUGUACCAUGAUUUACAUUCAGUUGUAAUUGAUGACGGAUAAAGCAGAAGAGUAUGAAGAUUCACAUAUCGAGUGGGUGUAUUCUUUGGAAGAUAAGAAGUGUUAAUCACAAGAUACUAUAAAACUUUCGUUUCUUGAAAGUUGUAAAUUUGAUCUUAUGUAAAAUUGUAAUUAAUAAAUUGUAUCUACAAGAAUUUAUGUUCUAUAAAAAUUGUUAUAGCGUUAUUGACAACUCGGUUUUUUACUGAUAAAAUUCUGUUAUUUUUUGUUGUUUUUACGUUUUGUUUUGGAACUAUUUUUCACGUUAACCCCGGGUAACAACCGUUCUUGCGCAUAAAAAUUAGUUUAUGUUGUCUGUAAAAUCUGAAACUUUAAACAGAGAGAAGGGACAGUUUUGUUAAUUCAACCAAAUUCUCCUUUAUGCUGGGCAUAAAGGUGAAUUUGGUAUGAUAUAUGACAAAAUUGAGCCUUUAAACUGUUAUAGGCUGAAUGACAGUGUACAAUGCAGAAAAAACUUCUGUGGUGUAAUUUACUAUUUUUGUAUUUUAUAGGGAUUUGAAUUUGUUCAUUUUACUUUUUUUAUGAUGUUAAUUAUUUCAACAAUGAUGGCUGAUGGAAAUGCUUACAAAAGUAUUUCAAAAAUUUACAUUGUGCUCAACUUUUUGUUGCUUUAAAAAGAAGUUGUUAUAUUUCAAAAUAUAUACAUACCUUUUAGACGUAAAAACCAGCGUCACUUUCUCAGGUAUUUCAGUUCUGACGCCAAUUUAUUACCGUCAUUUUAUUGCCGUCAUUUUAUUGCCGUCAUUUUAUUGGCGUCGUCUCACCACAUUGUAAUUUAUGAUUAGUCUUUAUUAUGUUCUUGGACAAAGUCAAUGAUAUAUAGUGGUGGAAAAAUAUUUAUGUGUACUCACGUGGUUAUAUAUAGAAUCCUCUUGAUUAUGACGUUUUAUUAAAACAUAUUGUACAUAAAGUUGACACAAAUAGAAGAAUUUUUCAUAUAUUAAA
Messenger RNA from Hydractinia symbiolongicarpus, 2464 nucleotides. RefSeq lists its product as uncharacterized. The record is from RefSeq and is a predicted model, not a curated record. Bases 355 to 1470 code for a protein of 371 amino acids. The transcript is spliced from 7 exons. Lineage: Eukaryota; Metazoa; Cnidaria; Hydrozoa; Anthoathecata; Hydractiniidae.